AUGCUAGUACGAAGUAUAUAUAGAGGGAUCCGCAGCGAGUUUGGUAGAAAUGUCUUCGGGUAUGGGUGUAGACUGAGUAGAGGCAUCUCGACCAAUGCGCUUGGAAUCAAUAUGGAUGAAUUACCAAAACUCCACCCUUCGCUUUUAAAAAGAGCAGAGACACUUAGGGUAGAAUUGGAAGAUCUUGAGACUAAAAUCACUUCUGGAACGUUUGACCAGGAAACCAACGUAAAAUUCUCUACAAUCUCGUCCAUAUUGGAGGAGUUUGCCAAGUACGAGAACUAUCGUGAGAAUGUCGCAUCGAUAAUAGAAAUGUUGAACGAAGAGAACGGUAACGAUCAAGAGAUAAUAGAUGAUUGUGUAUCAGAAUUGAAAGAAUAUAUACCCAAGUUGAUCCUGGCCACUUCAAAAGUGCAAGUUAAGUUAAUACCCAAGGUUUCUAACUAUGACAAGCCAACUAUAAUGGAGUUGCGCCCAGGUGUUGGUGGGUCCGAGGCCCAAAUCUUCACCAACGACUUGUUAAGCAUGUAUAUAAAUUUUGCUAAUACCAAGAGAUGGGGUUGGGAGAUAAUUCUGAAGACUGAAGGUACUUUAGGAGGAUUGACAGAGGCCAUAUUGAGUGUCAAUGAGCCUGGUUCGUACGAUGUGUUAAGACAUGAGAGUGGAGUGCAUAGGGUUCAAAGGGUCCCAGCUACCGAGACCAAGGGAAGGACCCAUACCUCUACUGCUGCAGUCGUAGUACUACCUAAGCUUUCAGAAGGGAACGAGUCUUCUCUUCUAGAAGACGAAAGACAGUUUGCUCCAGGUGAAAUUAGAAUCGAUACCAUGAGAUCCGGAGGAAAAGGUGGACAGCAUGUGAACACCACAGACUCUGCUGUUAGAUUGACCCACAUUCCUACUGGAAUUCAGGUCCAGCAACAAGAUGAGAGGUCGCAGCCCAGAAACAAAGCCAAGGCGUUUUCUAUUUUGAGAAGUAGGCUAGCAGCUUUGGACAGAGAGAGGGAGAUAGCUGAACAAAAGUCGUUGAGAACUACUCAAGUUUCAACCACUGAUAGGUCUGAUAAGAUUAGAACGUACAACUACUCACAGAAUAGAGUAACAGAUCAUAGAUGUGGAUUCAGCUUGCAUGAUCUUGAAGGCUGUUUAUCGGGGGAGAAGUUGGAAGAUAUAAUCGAGGCCGUUGAGCAAGAGGAAGUUCGAGAAAGGAUUGAAAGUUUGUAG
Dujonia railenensis is the source of this 1221-nucleotide messenger RNA. NCBI's taxonomy places the organism in Eukaryota, Fungi, Ascomycota, Pichiomycetes, Serinales, Debaryomycetaceae. The record is from the annotation of a GenBank genome assembly.